Molecule: messenger RNA, 2565 nt
Organism: Danio aesculapii
Lineage: Eukaryota; Metazoa; Chordata; Actinopteri; Cypriniformes; Danionidae
Product: mucin-4-like
Exons: 3
Coding region: 20-2503 (827 amino acids)
Source: RefSeq, a predicted model, not a curated record
UGUGUGUUGAGGGUAGUGGAUGGUUGUUUUGACUUGGUUUGCUAUAUGUGCUACAACCAUGUGGAUUUUAAGUUAUUCUUUAGCAGUACUUUUAGCCCUUGGUGCAUGUGAUGCUGCAGCUGUUCAUGCAUAUAACCCUAGCAGCAGAAGAGGCCAUCUUGGAUCUAAUAAUCCUAUUCAGUCGAUGCAGGAAGUGAAACAAAGUCUCUAUGACUUUUAUGGCCUAACUGAUGUAACUGGACCAAUCAGCAAGGAUACAGUUAAGUGGGACUUUGAGACUGGAAGUUACAGAUCUCAGACUGGCUCCUCUGGCAAUCCCUUAAGUGAAAAACCAGGCUCCGAAUCGCAUACAACACAAGGAAUUAAUGUUGAUUCAACUGGAAGUGGUGGUGUUUAUGGUUCUCUGGGAAAUGCAGUGAGUAUGGGCAUGUCUGGGUAUGAUUCAAGUCGGUCAACUACUGUCCAAGGCUCUGAAGUCAUCAGUUCUUCGGUCUUGGCCCCAUCGCAGCAAAGCAGUUAUUCUGUUUCUAAGCCAAUGCAGGUAGUUUCCUCAAUUCCACUUCAAAUUGGCAGCGUGUCUGUGGCAAAGCCCAGCAGCCAACAGUUAGUGCAGAUUAUUUCCCAGUCCAGCAGUGAGCAACCAGCAAGUUCUGGAACCGUGGCCCAGUCUAACCCUCUGCAGUUAUCCCAGCCCAGUGGCCAACUAAUAUCUCAGACUAGCUUCCAGCCUGCAGUGCCAUCUGGUAGAUGGCCCCUUAAGCCUCUGAACGGUAAACAUCAUCAAACUGGUUCCAGGCCAGUUCACAAUGAACCAGUAAGUUCUUCAAAACCUCCCAAAGCCUCACAACCUAGUUUAUCAAUAUUACAGUAUGGUAGUGUGCCAAGUAGCCUAGCUGGGGCUAAUUAUGAACUUGUGAGCCAGUCAGUGCAGUCCAGUGGCCAAACUGUGAAUCAACCAAGCAUCAUACAAACUCCCAAGGUCAUUGACAUCUCUGUGGUCCAGCCCAGUAGCCAGCAAAUUCCACAGGCAGUUGAUGCCUCUCUGGCCCAGGUCUCCAGCCAGCAGCUGUUACAGGGAAGCCAAUCAGUUUCCCAGUCAAAUAAUGUACAACCAGUAGAUGUAGGUUAUGUUUUUGUUGCUCAGCCAGGUGGACCGACUCCACUCAAGCAUCACAAGGGUAAACAUCACUUUGGAUCUAAGCCUUCCAGUAAUAGUCCUCUCCAGACACUAAGAUUUACUUCUGUAGAUCAGUCCAGUAGCCAAAUACCGGUGCAAACCAGCUAUCAGUCUGGGCCCCAGCCAGCUCUUCAACUACCAGUACAAGCCAACUACCAGUUUUCAUCUCCGUCCACAUGGCAAACACUAGUACAGGCCAGUUACCAAUCAGAGGCUCAGCCUACUUCCCAGCAGCAAGGACAAACUAGCUACCAGUCUGGGCCCCGAUUUGUUGUUCAACAACCAGCACAAAAGGUCUACCAGUCUGCUAGCCAGCCCACUGUGCCACAACCAGUAGAAGUCAUCUACCAAUCAGAGGCCCAGUCUACUUCCCAACAGCCAGGACAAACAAGCUACCAGUUGGUGGCCGAGCCCGGUCUUCAACAACCAGGAAUGGUUAGCUUUUCUGCAGCACCCCUUCCUCUUCAACCAGCACAAGCUAGCUACCAGUUGAUGUCACAGCUAGGUGUCCAACAGCCAGCACAGGUUAGCUCCUCUGUAGCCCGACCAAGCCAUCUGCAAGUUGGACAGUCCAACUACGAGUACGUUGUUAAUCAGAAUGGGCAAACCCUUUUCAAGCCACUUGACCCAAUUCCUGUGGAUCUUAACAUUCCCAGCCCCCUCACAUCUACUUUCAGACCAGCACAUCUGCCUAGACAUCCUAGGUUGCAGUCUGUAGUGCUUCAAAGUGAACAGCCAGUUGUGCUAGAGGUCCAACCAAGUGAUUUGUCUCUUGCCAACCCUGGACCAGGGAGUUAUACUUUUGUAGCUCCGCCCACUGGUCAUCUUUCAAGACCGUUACAGCAGCCUAGCUACCAGCCUCCAGCCAAGCUAUGGCAAGAUGUGUUUUGGCCCCUAGUCAAGCCUAACGAACUGGAGUAUUCCAGCUUUGAAGCACAAGUUGUUCCCAACCAUGUGUCAUUUCCUGUACAGUUUGUUUCCCAGCCUCAAAUGCUCCCCGUUAGUCUGUCUGUCACUCAGUCCAGCUCUUCCCCGGUUGUGCCUGUGCAGUCCAGCUACCUGCCUCAGGUAGUGUCAAGUUAUGAAACAGUCUUCCAGCCUGUAUUGCAGACCUCUUCAGUGGUGGCGCCAUCAAGUUCCCAAACCUGGAGCACCCCAAUGGUUUCAAACUACGAGUCUGUGUUGCAGUCAGUGCAACCUGAACUUCGAAUUCCAACACGGGUGAAUUAUCAGACUGUCACAAAUCAAAAUGCUCCUGGACCUGCUGGAAGCAAUAGGCAUUCAUCACGGAAGCUGCUUAAGCUUUUGCAACAAGUCAAGUCCUAGGUGUUUGUUUGCAGUUUCCUGAUUUGUUUACUUGCUGAUGUGAAUAAAUUAUUGGAAAUGUC